AUGAGCGCAGACAAAGAUGACUUGCUCACUGCGAAAUUGGCUCCGAAAAAGCGAGAAGAACUGCAAAUUCACAACAAAAAGUUGGGAGAGGUGAAAUAGUCGGAUCUAAAAAACUGCUUACUUCGAAAUUUCUGUUUCAGUUGGCUCAAUGGCUGAAAAAUGCAUUUCCCAGUAAAUACGGAGGCCUUCCGUGCGCACUGUUUCUCACUGGACCCACUGGAUCUGGAAAGUCGACGGCAGUUGAAGUGCUCUGCAAAGAAAAUAAUGUCGAAGUGAUCGAUUACACGCCGGAAUUGUUGUACAACGAGAAAAUGGAGCACGAGAAACCCGAUUCGAGUCAAUUAAUUCGAUUUCUAUCUCGGAGACACGGCAGUUUGACGAGCUGCUCUCGGAAACGUCUGCUUCUCGUCACUGAACUUCCAGAUCAAUCGUAUCAGUCAGUCAUCGGAAUAACGUCAAAUUGAUUUUAUGAUUUCUGUUGCAGUGACGCCGAAAAGUUUCGAGAAGAGCUCGCCGAAGCAUUCCAGUCCAUCUGGCACCCAGUCAUCUUCUGCUUGUCCAAUGAGGUCGCCAUAUGGAAACUCAAUCCGAUGCGGCUUUUCACCGAAGUUUUUCUGCAAGUGAGCCAAGGAAUUCCAUGUUGGUUCACUAAUCGCUUUCAGAAAAACGGCGUGGACUUUGUUUCAUUCAACUCGGUCGCCGAUACUUUUAUGAAAAAAGCCAUCAGAAGGGCGUCCAACCUGCUCAAUUACUCGGUGAGAAAAUAGGCUGUACAGUAAACAUUUUCGUAUGUCUCAUCGUCACAAUUACAGUUAUCAGAAGCCAAACUGAACGUGUUAGCAGAAGAAGCACGCGGAGAUCUGAGAAUGGCGAUGAACAUGCUGCAAAUGAACACGAUCGGACGGAAUACUGACCGUCAAAGUGGGACCAAAAUGAUUUGUGCGGCGAAAGCAAACAAGGAAGAGGCGUUUCACAUGAUCGGACGAAUUCUCUAUGCGAAAAGAGUCAAUCCGAAUGCGCCUAAGCCGUCGCGCAAUCUUCAUAAGAAACGGAAGUCUGCACCGAUUCCUGAGCCAAAGGAACGAACAGAGUUGGAGCACGAGCCGACCGAUAUUAUUGCCAUGUCGAGCAUGUCCUCUGAUAAGGUUUUUAUAUGGACCAGCUCUUCUAGAUCAUGAUUUUUCAGCUCGUCAGUUUCCUAUUCGAAAAUGAACCAUUUUUCUGCUCGGAUAUGGCCAAAUACCGUCGAGUCACCGAUUCGUUUUCCCUUUGCGAUGCAAUGACGGCGAGUGGAGCACAAAAAUGGAGCUCCCGGACGAGUAUUGCUCAGAAGUCGCAGUUCGCAGUGUGAUGUGGAAUAACUAUAAAUGUGGUGAGCUUAUAAGCUAAGCUCUUAAAUUCUCUCAGAAUUACGUUUGUUUCAGAAAGACCGAGAACCCUGUUUUGUGUCCAUCGGCCGAUAUUGAAAGACCUCGAAAAGAGCAUUCAGACGACACAAUGCGAAAUGCAAAGGCUUCCGAUUGUCGGAGUCAAAUACUUUUCCUCUUUGUACGUCAUCUGAAAGCACCUCAUAAAACUGAUUGAUUUUUGCAGAACAGCUCCCUAUUCAUUAAUAAUCAAAAAGCUCGUUGAUCCGCACAGAAUGGAGUGUUUUCUUUCGAGACCAAUGUCCAUUUCGUGGAAGUACGGACGAGAUCAAAUUGACGAACAAAUUGAGAAAAAGUUGACUAUGCACAACCGAUAUAGGCCGAAGAAAUUGAAAGCCGAAAAAGAGAAACUGGAGAGCGAAAAAGAGGAGGAAGAAGAAGAAGAAGAGGAGGAGAAGUUUACAAUUGAAGAGUGGAGUGACGACAGUUUCGAUGAAAUGUGA
Messenger RNA from Caenorhabditis sp. 36 PRJEB53466, 1870 nucleotides. The record is from the annotation of a GenBank genome assembly. Lineage: Eukaryota; Metazoa; Nematoda; Chromadorea; Rhabditida; Rhabditidae.